UCUAUUUGAUAUUGAACACCAGGGUCUGUAUCUGUUCAAAACUUGAAAUAUAACCCUCUCUUUUCCCUUUCACACGUUAUAUUGUGUCUGUAAUUACAAAAGAGUGCGCGGGACCUUAAAACGUUUACUGGGUUUUCUUCAAAACCCUAGAUUGAUUUUUUUCCCGCCAAGACAAACAUGACCCAGAUGAUAAUCGUCACUUGUUCGUAAAAUGAAUCAUCUAAAAGACGAUUUUCUUUUUAAUUCUGUUGGUAAUGAAGAUGAGAACGACUGUGAUGUCCUUUUUAUUUUUUAGGUUUUUGAUUUUUGUUUGUUUGUUUUGCUAAUAUGAUGCGAAGAUUACAAACAAACAUAAUUUGUUUUUAGGGUUUUGAUCUCGAAAUCGAAAAUCCAUGGCAGGGUGGUCGAUGGUAGCAAAUGGGUCUGUUGUAGAUUGCGGCCAAAGAACCUCAAAACAAAAGAAUCUCGAGGCAAAAGGACUCGGGAUCGAUUUUGAACCGUCUUCUGAGGAAUCUAAACUCAAAUGCAAAAAGCUUCGAUUAUGUUUUGACCAAUUUCUUCGCUUUUUUCUUAAGCAGAUCUAUGCCCAAGAUAGCCUUCGGCCUCUCCCUCCAAUGCUUAAAGAUGGACAACCUAUUGAUUUGUUAAAACUCUUUUUGGUUGUGAGAGAGAAAGGUGGAUAUGAUAAAGUUUCGACGUAUGGAUUGUGGGAUUUAGUAGCUAAAGAAUCUGGCUUGGGUUUGAGUGCUUCAGUAUCUAUUAAAUUGGUUUAUGCUAAGUAUUUGGAUGCUUUAGAGAGAUGGUUAGAUAGAGUUGCUGAUGAUAGAAGAGACUCCAAGAGUAAUUCAGUUGAUACUGGCUCAAGUUUGAGUGGGUAUUUGAUGAAGUUAGGAGCAGAGUUUGAAGGUUUUUUAUCGGGUUCAAAGAAAACGGAUGAGGUGUAUCCACAUUUGAAAGAAUUGGAUUUUGAAAAUGAUGUGAAUGUCUGUAGAAAUGAUCUUAGUAUGGUGGUGGAGUCUAAGGGACUUGAAAAAUGUAUUAAUGAUGAGGGAACUAUGCACAUUGGUCCAGUAAAGAGAUAUGUGGAUGCUGUUGAAGUCGUGAAAUUUUGUGAUGAUGGUGAGCUAAAGAGCACAGUUUUCGAUUUAGAAGGGGACAAGAAUAGCUUUGAUUUUGGGGAUUCAAGUCUGGAUGAUGCUGACAUAACAAAAUGUGCACUGAAUUUAUCGGAUUCAGGAGAACAGUGUAAUGAUGAGGAGGCGAAGAGUGUGGUGGUGGGGGAAUCAGAUGGGGGCAAGAACUGUGCUGAUAGUGAUAAAGAUGGUAUUGUGAUGCUAGAUUCGAAAUUUGUCGAGGAAAAGGAAGAGAGUUCUAGUUGUCAUGAGAAAAAGGAAGAGAGGUCUAGUCGUAAAAGGAAACAUGGGUCUACGUGGAAAAUGCUGAGUUGGAUUACUGGGAUUGCCAUGAAUCCAUGCAAUUCUGUGGUUGGUUCAUUACCUGAUAAGUCGAAAUGGAAGUCUUAUGGAAAUGGGGAGUUAUGGAAGCAAGUUUUAUCUUAUCGAGAGGCAGUUUUCUUUAAAAGACAUGUUGAUUCAAGCGUUGAACAAUCUCCUGGUCAGAAAAAUCAGAAGAUGCACCCUUGCUUGUAUGAUGAUCAUGCUGCAUCCAGUUACAAUCUCAGAGAAAGGUUAAACUGCAGCCAGAAGCACCUUUUAGGAAAAACAUCUCAAGCACAGGCUUGUUCACAGUCACUCUCCACAGGUGGCCAGAAUGGCUCAAGCAAGGGAGGGAUGGAAAAUCGUGCUGACAAAGAAUUGCUUCAAUGCACUGAUUCCUCAACUAGACUUUCAGUGUUUGACUAUGACGUUGAGAAACCAAUUCCUAUAGGACCAGGUUUUCAAGCUGAAGUUCCAGAAUGGACUGGUGUGCCUUCUGAAAGUGACGUUAAGUGGUUAGGGACUCGGGUUUGGCCACUGGAAAAGGUAGAACAUAGAUUUUUAAUUGAAAGGGAUCGUAUCGGAAAGGGAAGACAAGAUUCGUGUGGUUGUCAGUUCCCAGCAUCUAUUGAAUGUGUUAGAUUUCAUAUUGCUGAGAAAAGGUACAGACUGAAACUUGAACUGUCUUCAGCUUUUCACAAAUGGAAAAUUGAUAAGAUGGGUGAAGAAGUUAUGCUUUCUUGGACUGAGCAAGAACAGAAAAAGUUCAAGAAUAUAGUGAGAUUAAAUCCUCCAUCUCUUGAUAAGUGUUUCUGGGACCAGAUAUUCAAGUUUUUUCCAGCCAAAAGCAGGGAAGAACUCGUGAGCUACUACUUUAAUGUCUUCCUUCUGCAGCGCAGAGCACUCCAAAAUAGGUCCAACUCGGAAGAAGUCGACAGUGAUGAUGAUUAUGAAUCAGAAUUAGUAACUAACAGUUUUGUGCAUGAAACAAUGAAGUCGGCAAGCUCCAUCUUUCAUUCCCCCAACAAGAAGCAUAAAAGAUCCAGAUAGUACUUGAAAGAUGAGGGGAUGGAAGCUUGUAAAGUCUGUCAAUUUUUGUGUUUUGUUUUGUGGUCAUUUUGGAUAGUUGUUUUGGUAUUCCACUGGAAGAAAGUGAUUUAAAAUUUGCCAGUUAAGGGGUAAUUUUGAAGACAGUUAUUGAAAGCUACGGUGGUGGUGGGGGCAGCCAACUGUAAAGCUCAAGCAACUUGAUGGGUGUUGAAAUGGCUUUUGGUUAGUAGGCUCAGUUUUGAGAUAUAUACAUUCACUGUAUUUUCCCAACCUAAAAAUAUGUUGUACUCUUGUCCUUUAUUAAUUUUCCAAAUGGUCUUCACAGCGGGGCUGAAUUAAUAUAGUGAGGAGCCAAUAGGCUGGAGAGGAGAUGGAUGGAACCAUCAGUACUUCUAGAUUUCAAAUUGUAGCAAUGCCUUUUCUACGGGAAAGAAAUCCCUUGAGUACUAGUUUUAAAAAUGGUGACGUGUCAUUAUUCAAUAGCAUUAGUAGAUAACACACUUUAAUCUUUGUAAAUAAACACUACAACUCGU
Molecule: messenger RNA, 3019 nt
Organism: Pistacia vera
Lineage: Eukaryota; Viridiplantae; Streptophyta; Magnoliopsida; Sapindales; Anacardiaceae
Product: AT-rich interactive domain-containing protein 1
Exons: 2
Coding region: 393-2486 (697 amino acids)
Molecular function (GO): DNA binding
Source: RefSeq, a predicted model, not a curated record